Molecule: messenger RNA, 3020 nt
Organism: Trichomycterus rosablanca
Lineage: Eukaryota; Metazoa; Chordata; Actinopteri; Siluriformes; Trichomycteridae
Gene: asah1b
Product: N-acylsphingosine amidohydrolase (acid ceramidase) 1b
Exons: 14
Coding region: 59-1237 (392 amino acids)
Biological process (GO): fatty acid metabolic process
Cellular component (GO): lysosome
Molecular function (GO): N-acylsphingosine amidohydrolase activity; fatty acid amide hydrolase activity
Source: RefSeq, a predicted model, not a curated record
CGCCGAGCGGUUAUCAGUUUAGACUCUCACAGUAGUUCUGUGUUUAUAAUCAAUAACGAUGCUUUUAUCACUUCUCUAUGUCAUAUUUCUCUCUUUUACAUCAGUAAUUAGUCAGUAUGUUCCUCCGUACACCGAAGACUGUCGGUCGGACAUGUACCCACCCAGCGGACCAACAUUUAAAGGCCAAGUCAAAGUGUACACCGUCAAUCUGGAUCUGCCCCCAAGAAAAAGAUGGUCAGAGGUUAUCACAGAAAAAAAGAAUGAUCUCGUGAGUAUGAUCCAGUCCAUCAAAGACCUAGCAGACGCGUUGGUUCCCAGCGGGAAGCUCGUAGAUCUCGUCGACAGAGUUUUGCCCAUGAUGAUUGAUACAUUACCCUACCCUUUCAACGAGGAGAUUAAAGGAAUUGCAGACGCUUCUGGAGUUCCUUUGGGGGAGGUCAUUCUCUUCAACAUUUUCUACGAGGUUUUUACCGUGUGCACCUCAAUAGUCGCUGAAGAUCCUGAUGGAAACCUUGUGCACGCCCGGAACCUGGACUUUGGACUUUUUAUGGGGUGGGAAGUGAAGAACCAUUCGUGGAUCAUCACAGAGAAGCUGAAACCGCUGGUGGUGAGCGUGGAUUUCCAGAGAAACAACCAGACUGUGUUCAAAUCCACAAACUUCGCCGGUUACGUGGGCAUGCUGACCGGAAUCAGACCUCAUUUGUUCACCCUCACCAUGAAUGAGCGAUUCAGUCUGGACGGAGGUUACAUCGGAAUUCUGGAGUGGAUCUUGGGGAAGAGGGAUGGCAUGUGGAUGAGCUUCCUGACUCGCUCUGUCCUAGAGAACGCCACCAGCUACACUGAAGCUAAGAAGCUGCUGUCAGACACCAAGCUGUUAGCUCCUGCCUACUUCAUUCUGGGAGGUAACCAGAGCGGAGAAGCGUGCAUCAUCACCCGCUCCAGAACACACAGUAUUCACCCAUUAGAGUUGGACAUAAAGAGUGGUCGUUGGUAUGUGUUGGAGACAAAUUAUGAUCACUGGAAGGAGCCUCUGUUUCUUGAUGAUCGCAGAACUCCAGCCAUGAAGUGCAUGAACCAGACUGCACAGGCCAAUAUCUCUGUGAAGACGAUCUACAAUGUCUUGUCCACCAAACCCGUCCUAAACAAGUUGACUACCUACACUACACUGAUGGAGGUCUCGAAGGGAACGCUGGAGUCAUUCAUUCGUGAUUGUCCUAACCCCUGCAUGCCGUGGUAAAGGGCCACUUGCUCACCAGUUUCUCAAGAACAUUCCUCUACAGGAAGACUGUUUAAAUUCCAAACUUUACACUGAUCAUCAUUUUGUAUUAAUAAUUCAUAAUUCAGUUCAGUUAAUUUAGCUGAAGCGAUUUACCUGAAACUCCUGUUUGUGCUCUGUGCUUUAUGUUAAUGAUGAGAAGCAGAAAGAUUAUGAACUGUCUUAUUUUUUUGAUUGUUUUUUAAUGGAUUUUGUUACUUUUCUUCUAUUGGUUUGAUUUAAAAUGCUAUGCUGAACUACAGUUAUAUAAUUCAUUAUUUUUAUGAGGUGGUUAAUAAUAAUAAUAAUAAUGAUGAUGGCACUGUUUCACUUUAAGUGCUCAGUCGUAGGUCUGUCUGCAAUCUCUAACAAACAACGCCUGAGGAAACUGUUUAAUAUUGGAUCAUAAAACAAGCAAAUCAAGCCUAGUCUUCAAAAUUUAUGCUGUAGAAAUAGCCUUACUGUUUGAUUUAGUUCUUUUGAAAGCGUGUUUCAAUGCACUGGUGUACAAUAUUUCUUAUUGCUAACUGUAAAUCAGGUUUUCUCCUUAAUCACCAAAAAGAGUUGUUCUAAAAUAAUAACAUGAGAAUCAUUUAUCACGAGGUGACGCGCAUGUUUAGGUUAAGUGGAAGAAGUAGAGAAAUGGCUGCAGAUUUUCUCAGGUAGAAAACAAAAGCAGAAACUGAUGGAAUUCAUUUCCAAAUGCAUGUGCCUUUACUACAGAAAAUAGAAAACACAUUUUAAUAAUCAGUAAAAGUGCUGCUAAGUUAUUUUGUUGUCAAACGUGACGAGUACAUGACAGAGCCUGGGGGGCACACCGUCUAAUACACCAACCUGACUGAGUUUUAAAGGUGGCGCAGUGGGAUAUUUCUCUAGCACACCAGCACCGAGAAUCUGAACUCCUUGGUUUGAAACCUGGUGUUGCCACCGGUCUGCUGGGCGCCAUCGGGCGGGCAUAAUUGGCGGUGCCUGCAGAAGAUACUAAUUGACCACCGUAUCUGCUAGGGUGGGACGACCGGACUGUGUGUGGGUGGGAUCUUCAUACGCUCUGUAAGAACCCUGAUUGGUGGAAGAGACGCCUGUGCAGAAUUCAGGUACACGUGUCAGAAAGAGGCGUGGGCAACCACGUGCUCUCCUCGGAUGCAAUCAGGUAUCCCUCAGCAGUGAAGACAAAUUGACUGUGCUAAAUCGAGAGGAAAAUGGGGGCAGAAAAUGCAUUAAAAAAUUAUUUAAAAAAAAAACACAUUCGGUUGGGUCUGAGGUAGGAAAAAAAAAUCUAUAUCAACUCCUACUGUUGCUCCACCUCCUUUUGUACAAUAGGAUCAUUUAGCACAGGACGGAGCUGAUAUCUGUGGGUAGGUCGACAGUACCCGAGUGCCAGUCUCAUAUUAAUAAUUCACAUUGUAAAUGUAUGUAGCAAGUGCAGUUUCUCAUAUUACUACUCCAAUAUUAAAACUCUGUUCAAGUUUCAUGCUGCAUUCAGCAAUUGCCGGUUAGCAAUCUUAUUGGUACAGACUGUGGUUAACUUUAACAUUCACAACAUUCUGCAGAUGUGAGGAAUGAAUUUGUGAAUUGUGUUUGUGUCGUUACUUGACAGGAUUGUAACUUCUGAUUACUGUUUCUAAACACACUAGUGGUGAAUGUGUACAAAUCUCUUGUAUGAAUCUCUUGUAUGAAUCUCUUGUAUGAAUCUGUGAAUGCUGACCUAAAAACUGUAAAACUGGAUGCUUUUGAAUUUAUUUUAAUAAAAAUAUUUGAACUUGAA